Plutella xylostella (diamondback moth) is the source of this 4040-nucleotide messenger RNA. Its product is annotated as Nucleolar protein 14 homolog l(3)07882. Gene Ontology annotation, biological process: maturation of SSU-rRNA. Lineage: Eukaryota; Metazoa; Arthropoda; Insecta; Lepidoptera; Plutellidae. Gene Ontology annotation, cellular component: small-subunit processome; Noc4p-Nop14p complex; nucleolus. The record is from RefSeq and is a predicted model, not a curated record.
UUGCUAAACGUCAAAAACACGCGUGUAAACGUCAAAACACUUAACCUCAAAAUUUGUCAAAAACAAAUGGUGUUUUGUGUAAUAACUAAAACAAAGUUGAAUUAACUGUGGCCUCUUUCACUAAAUAAAUUACAUAAAUAUAAGGCUUCGUUAAACAUGGCGAAAGCUAAAAAUAAACGAAACUCAGGACUUGCUGACAAAGUUCACAACAAGAGAAAAGGCGAUGUUCACAAGAAAAAGUUGAAUCCUUUCGAGGUGCACAUCAACAGAGAGAAGAUGAAGGUGCUGGGGCAGAAGUCCAAGCACGAGCGUGGCAUGCCGGGCGUCGCGCGCGCGCGCGCCGUGCAGAAGCGUAAAGAAACCCUCGGCACAGAGAUGAAGCUGAUGCACAAGACGAACGUGUUCACGGACCGGCGCAUCGGGGAGAAGGACUCGGCGCUGUCGGCCGAGGAGCGCGCCACGGCGAGGUUCGCGGCGGAGCGCGCGCGCCGCCCGCGCCCCGCGCUCUACAACCUGGCCGACGACGAGCUGCUCACACACAGAGGGCAAACAUUGGAGCAGAUAGAAAAGUUUGAUGACCCGAGAUCCUCAGAUGAUGAAGACGAUGAUGAUGGCCGGAAGGCAUUCCGUGGAUUAGAUGACGAGUUCGUGUCGGAGGGCCACUUCGGCGGCGGCAUGCUGUCGCGCGGCGCGGGGGGCGCGGGGGGCGGGGCGCGCUCGCACCAGGACCUCAUUGACCAGCUCAUCGCCGACAGCAAGCGCCGCAAGGCCGACAAGCAGAAGCUCAAGGAGCAGACACUCGACUUGACGGAGAAGUUGGACAGCGAGUGGCGCGACCUGCAGCCCGUGGUGGCGAAGCGCGCGCGCGCCGCGUCCCCCCCCGCGCCCGCCGCGCCCCCCGCCCCCGCCCCCGGCGACCCCCCCCUCACGCGGGCGGAGCGGGCGGCGCUCGACUACGAUCAGAUGACGAGGGAGCUGCGGUUCGAGAAGAGAGGCACCCCGUCGGACGGUCUGAAGAGCCAAGAAGCGCAAGAGGAAGAAGAGAGAAAGCAGCUGGCGGCGUGGCAGAGGGAGCGAGACAGACGCAUGCGGGGGGAGGAGGGGGAGGGAGCGCCCGCACACACACACAGGUCUGCGGAGGAUCUAGACGACAACCUUGAGCUGGAGGCGGCGGCGGAGGGCUUCAUGCUGGCGUACGACGACGAGGGACGAGCGCUUGGGGACGAGGCAGUGCUUACACAACAUUCUGGAUUUCCAAGUGAAAAGAAACAAUUUCAAGAUGGCGGCUCUGAUGAGUCGUCUGAUGAAGAGGAUGGGGAGGAGGGGAGCAGCGAGGGGGGCGAUGAUGAUGAUGAUGAUGGUGGUGAUGACGACGAACAGACCCCCGCCGACAAAACAUCUUCAAAAAAGAUUGAUAAUAAAAAGAGCAAAGAAGCUAAACCAAAUGAAACUAGCAUACUUUUUCAAAAUCAAACAUCUGAUGAGGACGAUGAUGAUGAAGAUGAAGAUAAAAAUGGUGGUGAUGAUGAUAAAGACAAUGAAACAACAGAUGAUGAUGAUGACGAUGAAACAGAGGAGAAAAACAGUGAGAAAGACAAUGAUAGCACGAAAAUCAAUAGUGUUAAAACAAAUGGUUUACCGAAAGAAGAUUCAAGUGAAAGUGACAGUGAUUCAGAUACAGAGCCGGCAGAAAGUGAGAAAAAAAAUGAAAAUAAAGUAGAUGAUAUCAGUAAUUUAAGAGUUCUGUUGGAGUCAGAGGCGGAGAGUGAGGACGAGGAGCAGCAGGCUGAGGACGACGAGAGGAUAUCCACCUUCUUCAAGACAAUGUCCACCGAGGGGUACAAGCUGAAGGCGCUGCUGUCGGACAAGUCCCCGGCGGCGCAGGCGGCGGCGCUCGCUCGGCUCGUGAAGCAGUACGACCCCUCUAAAGGAGAGGGGAACAAGGAGAAGCUGUCCCAGCUGUUCCCGUACGUGGUCCAGUUCAUUCACGACGCGUGGGGCGCCCCCUCCUCCGCCGCGGGGGUGUCCCACGCCGCGCGCACGCUGCACCACCUCGCGCCGAUACUGUACGACCUGGCCAAGGUCAACAAGGUGUCGUCCAUGAAGUGUAUCGUCGAGGUGCUGAAAGAGAAGCACGACUUGUUCUUGAAAUGUCCGAAGCGAGUGCCAGAUCUAGACACACUGGUACUGUUCAAGCUAGUAUCUCUACUGUACCCAGGCUCAGACUACCGUCAUCCGGUCGCCACGCCCGCGCUGGUGUUCAUGCAGCAGAUCCUCACCCGGGGCAGGUUCCGGGACCCACAGUCGAUAUCCCGGGGCUUGUUCGUGGCCGCCUUGAUCCUCGAGUACACUGCGCUGUCGAAGCGCCUCGUCCCGCCCGUGAUCAACUUCCUCCGCGGCCUCCUGUACAUGGCCGCGGACAUUCCCAUAGUCAGUCAGAUACAGGUGGUGCCGCCGUUCCGCGCGCGCGACGCGGGCCUGCUGCGCGUGUCCGCGGACUGUCCGCCGCUGUCCGCCGCGGACAAGAUGGCCGCCGGCGACCUGUUCACCGACGAGUUCACCGACGAGUUCAAGGUCCGCGUCGUGUCCACGUGUGUGGCCAUGCUGCGGGAGCUGUUCGACAACUCGUCUGAUCUAGAAGCGCAGGAGUGCAUCUUCCGUCCGCACCUGCAGUUGCUGGCGCUGGUCCCGCUCCCCCCCGCCCCCGCCGCCGCCGCCCCCGCCCCCGCCGCCGCCGCCGCCGCCGCGCUGCAGCACAUGACGCGCGCGCUGGAGGUGAAGACCUACACGCACAUGUGUGGAGAGAAGAAGAAGACCAAGAUGCUGAGACUGUACGAGCCCGACGUGCAGGACGUGUUCACGGGCUCGAAGUCCGCCAAGCUGUCGGUCGAGGCGUCAUCGCGCGCCCGCCUCACGAGCCGCCUGCGCCGGGAGCGCCGCGGGGCCGCGCGCGAGCUGCGCCGCGACGCCGCCUACCUCGCCGGGGAGAAGCUCAGGGGCAAGAUACGCAGCGACAACGAGCGCAAGGCGAAGGUGAAGCGCAUCUACGCGGAGGCGGCGCUGCAGCAGGGCGAGCUCAACGCGCUCAAGAGGCAGAAGUAGACCCCCUCGCCGCCACGCGGGGUCACGAGGCGGGAGUAGACCCCCUCACCGCCACGCAGGGUCACGAGACGGGAGUAGACCACCUCACCGCGACGCGGGGCCACGAGGCGGGAGUAGACCCCCUCACCGCCACGCAGGGUCCUCGAGAUCCAUGCUCUCAAGAAGCAGGAGUAGACCACACACAGCAUCGCUGUAUUCAGAGAAAGAGCGGAAAACUUAUAAGCGCUACCUUUUUCGUACUUUUUGCCGAACCAGCGCUGAUAAGCGCGGAAAAAGUAUCCAUAGUCAUGUAUACGCUUAUAAGUUUCCAGCUUUCUUUCUGUAUACGGCCCAACGCUGGGUUCACACGGCUUUGGCCUGUACGGUUUUAAUUUGUAAAAUUGUACAAACGGUAUUGCAGUACAAACGGCAAAGUAUGCUCCAUUAAAAGACGUAUACAUACUGCAAAAAAACUUAAAUACGUGCAGUACAAUGCCGUGUGAAACAAGGCUAACAGACACGUUAUAUUAUAGUGAUGUGUAAUAGCUACUAUAGUGUGUCAUUUGUAAAUAUUGUAAUGUAAGAAUAUAAUUAUUGACGUAAAUGUACUCGUAUUAUUCAAUACCUAAUUAGUUAAGAGAUCGCUCAUAGUAAUUGCUCGUCAGCAGUUUGUAGAAAUACAUUCAAAACCCAAUAAAUACAUAAAAUAUCUUGCAAUAAAACCGUCUGUAGGCUAGGCUUCAGAAAGCAUGUAAAAUUCGCUUAUUAUUUCUAUCACAGUCAUGCAUUUUGGACAUAGCAUAAAAAGUAGUCAAAAACUUAUUUGAUUGAAAAAUAUGUUUAAAUAUAUUUUAAUUAUAAUUUGUGCUUAAUAUAACAAUAUAAUUAUGUAGUGUACAGUAAUAAUACAAUAGGUAAGCAUAUCUUAAAACAAGACCGCAGUACAAAACAGGCCAUUA